GAACCUAUAAGUAUUGAUUGCCAUGAAUAACAUUUAUUUAACAGUCGAUAACUAUUUCAGUUAGGCUAAGUACUUACUAAGUUCCCUACUUAUCCAUAAAACGAAAACAAUUCUGAUUUUAUUUAAGAAAUAAUAUUUUUGGGACAAAAAUAAAAUGUGUUCUAAAAUCAACAAAUGCAUGGAUAAACUUAUCUUGCCUUUUUUAAGGGCAUAAUAAUUGUAUUAGGUACCUAUGACUUAUCAAUCCUCUUUAUCACCUCAAUAUAAAUUACGAGAAAACCCAGUGACUGUGCCGUAUAAUCAAACGCAAAUGAUAAGGAACCACUUAGAAUAUGGAACAAAUUAUUUUUAACAAGACUGACUUUAGCAUGCUUGUAAUCACAAGAGAUGGUGCCAAUAAAGUAACUAAUGGAACUCAGAAUGAGGUUGAUUAUGGAAGAUCAAUCAAUGGUCAGGCACUAGGGGAAAUAAUGGCAAACAGAGAAAAUGAGAUCAUUUUCAAUUUGCCUACAAAAUUGAAGCAAGGAAAUGAAUUUGAAGUUAUUGGACAUAUGACCUCAGACCGCAGAAGGUUAAUCGUAGCAUUAAUUACAGGCACAUAUAAAAUAGAUCAUAAUAAUGUUGCCUGCGAAGUGGAAUUUAAUUUCACAGGAGACGAAAGCAUUAAACUAAGAAAGAUAAUAAACGGUGUUACCCAAGAACAAAUAGUUGGAGAUAUAUCAUCUUCAUCGUUGUUGAUGGGUAUGUAUUUUGAAAAAGCGCAGUUCAAACUAAAAUUUAAAAUAUGGCGAACAUCAAUAUUAAUAAGCAUCGGAUCAAGGAUGGAGGAUGAUGGUGAGCAAGGCGACACCAUUCUGGAACCUUUUGACUUUGAUCAUAAUAUUGACGAUAUUAAAUUUUUAAGUCUGAGUAAUGAUAUAGAGAAAGUAAGUAAUUUAAACUUCUCUUUUUGACACAGUUGAUAUGGCUAUUAAAAUUUUAUCAUUAUUUUGAGAUUUGUUCCCAUGUAGAAAAUAAAGUGGAAAAUAAUUAAUAUUGCCAUUAGUUAAUGAUAGAAUGCCUGUAGUCUAUAAAUUUUGUAUUAAUGGUAAACAUUUGUUGAGCAACAAAUUUGAAUCAAGAUAUAAGAUUAUUUGAAAACUAGCAGUCCGCCCCGGGGCGGAUUAAAUAUGUACCACGGGCGAAGCCGGCUUCG
Molecule: messenger RNA, 1195 nt
Organism: Colias croceus (clouded yellow)
Lineage: Eukaryota; Metazoa; Arthropoda; Insecta; Lepidoptera; Pieridae
Exons: 4
Coding region: 333-953 (206 amino acids)
Source: RefSeq, a predicted model, not a curated record